UCUGAGAGGAUUUACGAGAAGCCUGUCAUUAACCAGGAGACGGGAAUUCACGUGUGAUGGUGGGAGAGAGGUGGAGCAUGCUUCACCAUCCAAUCAGAGAGAGAGGAGUCAAGCCUCACCCUCACCUCAUCCUGCAGAUAAACGCUGAGUUCAAGUCAGAAGAUGAUCAGCACUCAGAGAGACGUCUGCUUAGACAUGGAUCGCCAUCUUCUUCUGCUGCUGCUGCUGCUGUGGAGCUCAGGAGUGCAGGCUGAUGAAGAUCAUCCAGAUUCAGCAGUGAUCGCCAGGUUGGUGGGAGGAGCCAGUCGCUGUGCAGGAGCGCUAGAGAUCCUGUACGAGGGACAGUGGAAACCAGCGUGGGUCUUUCCAUCAAACCCGAAGACAUCAGAUAUCAUCUGCGAGCAUCUGGACUGUGGCUCUGAUGUUUCUACAAGACACAGAGGCAUAAACUCAUCAACGUUGUUCAUCGGUGGCGCCUGUGUUCAGGGUCUAAAUCGUUUGAAUUCUUUCUGUGCCGUUCCUUAUGUUCGCUCUACCACCACCCUGGACAUAACCUGCUCAGGAGCUCCCCAUCGUUCAACAGAAUUUGUCAGGUUGGUGGGAGGAGCUAGUCGCUGUGAGGGGACUUUGGAGCUUAAUUAUCUUUCUGAGUGGAGACCAGUGAGGGACUAUCGAUGGGACCGGGAGGCAGCAGCUGCUGUCUGUAAACAUCUGGACUGUGGCUCUGCUGUUUCUGUAGGAAGUAGAAAACGCUCUGUAACAUCUAUAACAUCUCUACCAUCUGUGUGGAGGAUCAGUGGUGACUGCUUCUCUGGAUCUGCUCUGAGGCAUUGCAUAAGAAAAUGGAUUUCCACCUCAGUACUGCAUGUAACCUGCUCAGACUCUGUCAGGCUGCUGAACGGUUCCAGUCUAUGUUCAGGCAGACUGCAGGUGAAGUCUAACCAGAGCUGGUCCUCAGUGUGUGAAGCUGACUUUGACCGGCAGGAUGCAGAGGUGGUCUGUAGGGAGCUUGGCUGUGGACCCCCUUCAGUCCUCCAGGGGGCGCUCUACGGAGAAGUGGAGGCUCCAGUGUGGAACAAAGAGUUCCAGUGUGGAGGCCAUGAGUCUGCUCUCCUGAACUGUAGAAGCUCAGGCUCAGCUAGAAGCAGCUGCUCACCUGGCAAAGCUGUUGGACUCACCUGUUUAGAUCCACUGGCUCAACCAAUCAUUAUUUUGACCUCCAUGGACGGGGUCUCCGAGGCCCAGCAGCAGGGCUUUCAGGUGUCCAGGGGCUCCAGCUUCACUGUCAGCUGCUCCAUCCAGCCACAGUACCCAGGAGGCUCCUUCCACCUCACCUUCACCUCCUCUGACACCAAGAACAACUACACGCAGCCAGCUGUCAAUCACUCUGCCAACUUCCCAUUUCCUGCUGCAGAGCCCGCCCAGCAAGGAAACUACAGCUGUGUUUAUCAAGUCCAUGUUUCAUCUCACAAGUUGUCCUCUGAGAGCCACCUGCUGUCUGUCACAGUCUCAGGAGUAAAGCAGACUUGGACCAGUUCUCCAGACGCACCAGUCGGAAGAGAAUUAUAGGUUAACAUCACUGGAUAAGUUAAGCCUCACCGCAGACUGGAGGACGCUGGGCUGGUGGAGUGUGACCUAAGCGUUGGUGCAGUGAAGAGGGCGGAGCUCACAAAGCGCAUUACUCAUUAUUUAGAGUAUUUGUCAUGUCCACCCUCCAGUGUGCCAGGCAUGAAUUCCUGCCUGGUCCAGACUUCUGCUGCUGUGCUCAUUAAAGUCUGUAACACUA
Oreochromis aureus is the source of this 1786-nucleotide messenger RNA. Its product is annotated as scavenger receptor cysteine-rich type 1 protein M130-like. Lineage: Eukaryota; Metazoa; Chordata; Actinopteri; Cichliformes; Cichlidae. Gene Ontology annotation, cellular component: membrane. The record is from RefSeq and is a predicted model, not a curated record. The transcript has 9 exons. Bases 163 to 1569 code for a protein of 468 amino acids.